This is a messenger RNA of Caenorhabditis remanei, 3723 nucleotides long. RefSeq lists its product as uncharacterized. The coding region runs from base 1 to 3723 and encodes 1240 amino acids. Gene Ontology annotation, molecular function: adenylate cyclase activity. Gene Ontology annotation, biological process: cAMP biosynthetic process; adenylate cyclase-activating G protein-coupled receptor signaling pathway; intracellular signal transduction. Lineage: Eukaryota; Metazoa; Nematoda; Chromadorea; Rhabditida; Rhabditidae. The transcript has 13 exons. The record is from RefSeq and is a predicted model, not a curated record.
AUGGGAUUCUCCAGUGAAUGGCUGGAACAGUCCUACCUGAACUGGAGGCAUGCAGCCAGUGCCAGAUUAAUUCGGAUAGUUCUAUUCAUCACAUCUGGCUCUGCAUUCCUCCGAACAUUAGGUCAUAUACCAGGAUUUUAUGCUUUAUGGACAGCUGCAAUUCUUCUCAUUUCUACAGUAACUAUCAUAUUCAAUGUUCUUCGUCCACUUCGUAUCACUGCUUUCCAAAUUCUUGCCGGCAUCGUUCUUCUACUUGACGUCGUAUUUGCACUACCCGGUUAUGAAUCUUUAUUUCCUGCUCUUCUAGCAGUUUUCUCACUUUAUUCUUUCUUUUCACUUCCAUUCUACGUUAUUCUGGCUACUUCGACACUGAUUUCAAUUGUUCAAACAUGCUCAUUUCUACUGUUCGUCGAGCCAUUGCAUACAAACGAGCUUCUUGCCAUCAUCGUCGUUCAUAUCUGGACCAACUUCACUGGAAUUUAUUUAUGCUCAACUGCUGACCGUCUUGCUCGUAAUGCUUUCUUGUCAGCCAGAAACUCAUCGGAAGCCGAAUCAACAGCCGAGUUUCAAAGCAAUCGUUUGAACAAACUUCUCUCAUCAUUUCUACCAUUUCAUCUUAUCAAUCAAGCAAGACAUCAAAUUACACUCUACAAACCACAUUUGUACAACGAAACUUAUUCACAGGUAUCAGUUGCAUAUGGACGGCUGGUUGGAUUUGAGUCAGUUCUUGCUCAAUGUUCAUCAAUUGACGCAGCUCGAGUAUUGAAAGAACUUGACAACAGAAUCGAACGAUUAGCAGCAACGAAUGGAUGUACUCGUGUUUCAUCUGAAGGUAUCACUGCAGUCUGUUCCAUUCCUGGAAUCGAUUCUCAACAUGCUUCGAAACUUUGUCGAUUUGCAAUCGAAUUGGAGACACUCAUCAAUUCAUUUCGAGAUGCAACAGGUGCUGACGUUUCUGUUUGUAUUGGAAUUGAUAGUGGUCCUAUAACUGCUGGAGUCGUUGGAGUUUCCAAAUGGCAUUAUGAUAUAAUUGGAUCUGUUUUUGAUAAUGCUCUUCUCAUGCAGAGUAAUGCGACUGAACCAGGAGUGUACGUAUCAAAUGAAACUCGUCGAUUCCUCUCACCAACAGGAGACUUCGAGUUGGAAAAAUGCCCGAUUGGAUGGAAGCUCUACGGACAUUUACCAUCUCCUGAACUGUUUCCAAUUAAUAAAAGAUUCUCAUUGGUGACAGUACCCCAAGCCGUGAACCGAGUGCUCCAAAGCAUUGUCGCCAUGAAUCCAACACUGAAGACGAUGGGAACAAAUAAGAAGAGGAAAAAUGAAAAAAGUCAAGAAAAGUUUGAUAUGAAGAAAGAGAAAGUGGAACACUCUACAAUCAUAUCCUCAAUGAGUCAACGAUUUCGAAACCCAGGAUUGGAAACAGAAUAUCAUAAAGAAACGGAUAAUUGGUUCAUUCCAUCUCUGGCGAUUUCCAUUUUCUUUUUGGUUGUUUAUGGGAUAUAUCAUAUGCUUGUUAUGCCAAGACUCAUCACUAGUUUGGCAUUGAUUGUUGGUGCUUUGACUGUUAUGUUCUUCAUUCUUCUCAUGCUCUACAUAGAUUAUUUUCAUACAUUCUCCCAAUUCAUUACAAGAACUUCAGCUGGGCAUGCGGUCAGUAUCAUUCUGAUCAUUGUCAUUCUGUUUGUUUGUGGAAUUGUGAAUACGUUCUCAUGCCCUCAACCAAAUGCUCCAGAUGUGUGCCAAAAAGCCCAUUUCUCCACGUAUUCAUUCGCGAUGUGGACCAUUACCACAGCAGUUUUUGUUCGUUUUCCAUCAAUGUAUUUGGCUGUUCUACUUGUUAUCUCUCUACUCACAUAUGGUCUUCAAAUCUAUGUAACAAGACCAGCGGAAUUCGGACCAAGAGAAUUUAUGACUGAAUUGGAUCUGACUUGUUUCCUGAUCUCACUGGCUUCACUAGUUUUUGUUCAUUCGAGACGAUGUGAAAAGCUGCUUCGAUUAGAUUUCUUAGCAGUUGUAAAAGGAAUUGAAGAGACUUCAAUGAAAGAUAAAUUGAUCAAUCUGAACAACCAAAUGCUUCUGAAUCUUGUGCCAGCUCAUGUUGCCCCUGGAGUCAUUCAAAAAGCUGGAGAUGUCUGGCAUCACUCUCAUCAAUCUGUUGGAAUCGCGUAUAUCGCUGUGAGUGGAUUCGAUCUAGAAGGUGAAGCAGGAAUCAAUGGAUUGAAUUACGUGUUCUCACACUUUGAUCAAGCGAUUUCAAACUACAAAGGAGUCGAAAAAGUCAAAAGUGCUAAUCGUUUCUAUAUUGUUGCUGUUGGUCUCCUGCCGGAUGCAGCUCAAAAUGUGAAUGAAACUCCAUGGACAAUCGGAGAACUUCUGAGUACUCUUGCUCAUUUUAUCAUCAGUAUUUCACAGUUUUCAUUAGAAAACGAGUUCCACGUGCAGAUUGGUGUUGACUGCGGAAGUACACUUGCCGUCGUGACAAACACCGAUCAGCCACGUUAUGAAAUUUUCGGUGAAACAUUGGAUCGUUCGAGAACACUGAUGCAAGCAGCUGGACAUGACACAACUCUUGUCUCAGAAGAAGUCUUCUUGGCUCUUCGUCCACGUCCAUUAAGAUUCAGUUCACAACCAGUGAAAGUGGCAAUGAACUUGAAUGCUUAUGAAUUGGUUACUGGAUUUAGAGAUAUGUCAGUUGAAAUACCAACAAUGCCAAGAGAAGAACAAGAAAGACACACGCAAGGAAUGGUUGAAGCACAGUUUGCAUCUCAUUCCAGAAUGUAUGAUACACAGACUUCUGAGAUGGCAUCAUCGAUGGCAUCUUCAUUCUCCUCUGAAUUACGAUCAAUCGAUGGAGACGCUGAAACUGAUUCAGAUUUGGAAUGGAUUACUCCAGAGACUGCGUUGAUGAAAGAACCACAGAGAAAUCAUCGAUUUGUUAUGAAGAAUUCAGAUUAUGAUCCAUAUCGAGAACCAGUUCAUAGAAAUUUGAGAGCAAUGUCAGCGGAACAAGACUAUCGAAAUAGGAGAGUUCAAUCUGGGUCUGAUAUGUCCGAUGCUGAAUAUGGUCCUACUACUAGUAGAGCGAAUAGCAGAAGUAGCUGUCGUCGUGGUUGGCGUCCAUCAUCUAAAAACUCGCUUAGAAAUGGAUUUGGUCUUUUCCGAAAAGGAUAUUCGGAUAAUGAACAAUCCACAGAAGGAAUCAAUCAGAUAGAAGCAGCUGCGAAUCGAGUUGAUCGGAUGAUUCAAGAAUUGAACGCGUUCGGAGAUUUCGCUGAAGUAAAACCUCUGGAGUAUCAGCCGUUCCCAUCAAAUUUCGGAUCAGUUAAAUCAAUUCAUCGUGCAAUGUCAUCAGCAUGUCAUACAGAAUACGAUAACGCUGAAUCUGAUGCGGCUAUCUCGGAUGUUGAAUCGAAUGCAAACUCUGUUUCGCAUUCGAGAAAUUCGAAAUCGAAACAGAAAAGAAAAUGGAAGGAUGCAAGAAGAUGGCAUCGAGAUGCAGCUGAUGGAGAUACUGAAUCUCAAUGUAGUAGUAUGACUGGAAGUAUCGAUUUAGACCCGAUUCGAUGGAAAUCAACUCAUUCAAUUGGUUAUGAGAAUGAAUAUGAAAUGCAAAGUGAUGUUGAAGGAUUAGCUCUUGAAGAAAUGGCUGCACUCUCUCGAGACAUUCGAAACAACUUUGGUGAUUUCCAACUUGCAACAUUUGAUGAUAUUGAUCAGGACUGA